GCAUCAGUACCGGCAGGCGCCCGGCGGAGCCGCGACAGCGGAAGGUGCUCGGCAAACUGCGAGAGCCAUCAGAGGGAGCGGAGUGGCCCGGGCCCCUGCCCGCGGGGCACCGCGCUUCCCGGCGCCGCUGCUUUAAAUAUAUAUAGACAAGAUAUAAUUUUUUAUUUUUUUUUUUUUUACGUUUUUACCGCUCCUCUCAGAGGACAGGAUUUGGAGCAUUAAGGGCGGGCGUGCUGCCAGACCUCCUGCCCUGGACGUACGAGGUGGAGAGAGAGGAAGGGAGAGAUGCCUCUGAUUAGAGGGAAAAUCGUGCUCAUCCUCGGAUUCGUCUUCCUGACAACUUUCCUGGCUGCGGUGAGAGGGCUGCCCGUGAGGGGGAAACAGCGCAGCAAUACCCCGAAGGAGAGGAGCUCCAAGCUGGCGGAGGUCUCAGCAUCAUCCAACCCCCGUUCAGCAGGGGACGAGGAGCUGCCACCAUCGGGCAAGGCGCGGGGGCUGAGGCGGAGCGGGCAGGCUGGCCCGCGGCGGCACAGGCGCAGAGGCGUGGCUCAGCAGGCUGCCAGGAGCCCAGCACUGCCCCAGCCCAGUGGUGCUGGCCAGGAGGAGAGCCUGCCCUUCAUGCUGGACCUGCAGAACUUGCCAGGGCUGGCCAAUGUGGACUUGAGUGCACAGAACCCCAACAUCCAGGUGACCAUUGAAGUGGUGGAUGAUCCUCAAGCUGAGAUGGAAAUGGACUUGCUGAAGGAGACCAGCAAUGACUGGUCUCUGACAUCCUCUGAGUGGCUGUCUCAUAAGGACCUGUUCUGGCCCCUCUUCUGGGAAUACACUGACCCUGCUGAGGGGGAGGAGGAGGAGGAAGAUGAAGAGGAGGAGGAAGAGGAGGAAGAGGAUGACAACCUGGAUGUCAGGGACAGGGAGGAAGAAGAUGAUGAUGAAGAGGAAGAUUACACAGCAGAAUAUGAGGAGGAGGAGUCCAUGCUUAGUGGAGUAGGCAGUAACUGGGACCAGCGAUGGCCUGGGCAGAAGAACUGGAUCUUUAAGGAAAAAUAUAAUUAUGACUAUGAAGAUGAGGAGGAAUGGAGCCCAUGGUCCCCUUGCAGCAUCACCUGUGGCAGUGGUAACCAGAAGAGGACCCGGUCCUGUGGCUAUGCCUGCACAGCAACAGAGUCGAGGACCUGUGAUCUGACACACUGCCCUGGAGCAGAAGGAGAAAUGGUCUUCCCCACAGAGGAGACACCUUUCAAAAGUGACAACACUACAGAGCUGUUCAACUCAGAGGUGGACAGCUGUGAGAAGUGGCUGAACUGCAAGAGCGACUUCCUCACCAAGUACCUGAGCAAGGUACUGACGGACCUGCCCAGCUGCCCCUGCUCCUACCCGCUGGAGGCCGUCUACAGUGCCGUCAACCUGCGGGACGAGCAGCGGGGCAAGAGCUUCCGAUGGCGGGAUGCCAGCGGCCCCAAGGAGCGCCUGGACAUCUACAAGCCGACGGCACGCUUCUGCCUGCGCUCCAUGCUCUCCCUGGACAGCACCACCCUGGCUGCCCAGCACUGCUGCUACGAUGAGCACACCCGCCUCAUCACCCGUGGCAAGGGGGCCGGUGUCCCCAACCUCAUCAGCACCGAGUUCUCUCCAGAGCUGCACUACAAGGUGGACAUGCUGCCCUGGAUCCUUUGCAAGGGUGACUGGAGCCGGUAUCACGCCGUCCGGCCCCCCAACAAUGGGCAACGGUGUGCUGACAACCCCGCCGAGGAGGAGUACCUGUCCCAGCUGCAGGAGGCCAAGGAGUACUAGCCACAGCUGCUCUCAAAGAAGCCACCACCACCAUUGGCUCGCACCCCUGCACAGCCUGGCCAGCCCUGACCCUGCUCAUGGGCUCCUCAGUGGUGCCAGGCAAAAUGGGGAAGAUGUGCCAUCUGUCUCAUCCCCUCAGAGGGGCAUCUCAGUCCCACUCUGAUUUCUGAGGGUGCUGGAGGUUAUUGUGGUGCAGUCCCUGCCGUGCCACCCAGGGCAGUCCUGCAGUCUAGGGCUCCUGGCCUGGCAUGUGGAGAGCAGCAGGGUCUGGGAGGUAUAAAGGGAACAAAGGACUGCUCCCGGCUGCUUUUGUUCUCUAUGACCUUUCAGUGCAGCCUGAGAGCUGAGCACAAGGUGAAGUGGGCUCAGCUCCUGCUGGCUUCACACCACAUCUGCAGAGCUGCCGCAGGCAUGGCUGCCUGCUCUUGUCUGUACACCUGCCCUGGCACACGCUGGUUUAUGUCUGAAACCGGGGGUAGGUCUUCCUAGAGAGUGCAGGGCUGUUCCAGCCACACAUAGGCCCAGAGCAGGGCCUUCCCCAUCCUUGGGUUUGUGCAUGCACGGUUGGGAAGGAGCAGGGAAAGGCUUAUCAGGGUCUGUGGGUCUGGGGGGGGCUGUGGGGCAGGAGGGGACUGGCUGCCUGGGCUUCCUUGGCAAGAUUGUCUAGCCAUGAGGGUUCUGGCUGCCAAAACUACACGUAGGUGGACCUCAGAGGAGGUCAGCAUGGGAACACACCACUUGUGUGCAUUUCAGCCCCUCUGCCUUGGUGCUUGAGGGAGCAGGGUGGUAGCAUCUGUGCAAGUCACAGCACUAGCCUUCUACCAGACCUUAGCCUCUUGGCAGUCCCCAGAGGGUCUCAGGAGCACUUGUGACACAGCCCAAAAGAAAGUCCUGUGUUUCCCACUCACAGCCCUGCCAGGGGCAGGAGGCACCUUGGCCACUGCUCCUGCCGUUGCUGGUGAGGAGCAAAAAGUACUGAGCCAAGCUAGGCCCUGCUCCAUGCUGAGUCUGCCCAUGUUCCCAGCUGCUCCAUUCUGUGUCUGCCCAGGUCCCUAUGUGGAGGCAGCCCAGAUGAAGUGGGCCAUGGACCCCUUAGCCUUGCUUCCAGGCCAGGCUCAUCCAACUGUGGCUCCAGAGGAGGGAGGCACAUGUGUGCUAAGAAUGUCAAUGCCUGGUGUCCACAGAUCAGGGAUUGUGAUGCUUUCUGUUGGCACUUUGAUCCUGCCUGGGUUUUAUUCAGCUUUUCACAGGUCCAUGGCAGUGUCUCCCAGCAUAUUUUGGAAGCUUUUCUGCAGAAAAACUAGGCUGAGCACCUUUGUCCCUGGACAUUCAGUUGCUGAACUGGCAGAAAAUUUAUAGCUUUUAUUUAACAAAUUUUAUGCAUCAGGGGAAAUAAAAGUCAAGCACACAUGAAGAAGAAUGGAGUCAUUUCUACACUUGAGGUUUCAUGCAAGGCUGCUAGCUACUCUGUGUACUCCUGCAGGGCACUGUUGAACCAAAUAACUGGUUGCAGAGGUCGUUAGUUGACCAUCCUGUGCUCUCUGUCCUUCUUACAGGAGCUUUCUCCAGCCUUAGUGAAUAUCCUCAGUCUGAAAGCUCUUGGGGAGUCUUUCUAGGGGUGUUUUUGUAUCUGUUGAGUGUAUGUUGAUCCAUUUGCCUUGGUUACUGAUAAAAUAUUGCAUCCUUGGUCAUCCAUGCCUAAGACUUCAUAGGUGGUAAAACAAAAGUAUUAAUGAAGUUAUCACUGAAUUAUUCUUACUCAAGUAUUAUGAUGCCCCUGUAUCCCCAGGCUCUGGAUAUGGGUUCUGUCAAAAUACAGGCAGACAUCAUCCAUUUCCCAACAGACAUGCAGUCUGAGAUGACCAGUGUUCUGUAAAUGGUGAGAAGGAAGAGAACCAAAUAAACAUGGAUGGAGACCCAGACCUUGGAACAUUUUCAUGAUCGCUACUUGUUCUCUAGCCCAGACGGUCAUUCACUCACUAGAUUCUGGCAAAGAGGUAGGUCAUACAGAGGUGGUCAAGAGGGGGUGACAGUGAUCUGGUGGCUUGGUUCUGGGAGCCAGGGAGCCUCAGUAAGAGACAUGGAAACAAACUGAGCGUCUGAAGCCAUGGAAGAAUAAGUUUGUUAACUGCAAUCAUUCAGCAGAGCAUAUGGCCACUGCCAUACCAUACACCAUCAUUAACAUCAUCAGACUCUCAGUGGAGUUUAUUUACCAUCAAUGCAGACUUCUUUAAAGCAACCUCCUGUUGAAUGUGUCUAGUGUUCAGUCUUGGACCCAUGCAUGGCAGCAGGACUUCUACAGUCUUUCUUGA
Cyanistes caeruleus (blue tit) is the source of this 4106-nucleotide messenger RNA. It is a transcript of the gene ISM2, whose product is annotated as isthmin 2. The record is from RefSeq and is a predicted model, not a curated record. Lineage: Eukaryota; Metazoa; Chordata; Aves; Passeriformes; Paridae.